Melospiza melodia melodia is the source of this 3934-nucleotide messenger RNA. RefSeq names its product KN motif and ankyrin repeat domains 4 (gene KANK4). Gene Ontology annotation, cellular component: cytoplasm; cytoskeleton. Bases 856 to 3744 code for a protein of 962 amino acids. Gene Ontology annotation, molecular function: protein binding. Gene Ontology annotation, biological process: negative regulation of actin filament polymerization. The transcript is spliced from 10 exons. Lineage: Eukaryota; Metazoa; Chordata; Aves; Passeriformes; Passerellidae. The record is from RefSeq and is a predicted model, not a curated record.
GCUGUGCUGCUCGUUCAGCCAUGGGAAAGGUGCUGGGGCUGCUCAGAGAUGGGAGUCCCUGGUGAGAGCCCCCAGCUCCCAGGGGAUGCCUCCACUUCCCAGGAUUUGCUUUCCCAGCCCUGGAAGAGUUUUGCGGCCCUGAGCCCCUCGGCCUUUGCAAGCAUGAGGCUGUGGCGAGUUCAGUGCAGAGACUGAGGGAUUUGUCCCUGCUGCCAGCCUGGAGGGGCAGCAAUCCAGGAUGCCCGAGGGGAAUGCCAAUGCAAGACAGGCUUGGGACGGGCACUCUGCCCAUCACUGAGCCACCCUGCCCAAAAUCACAGAAUCCCAGACUGGUUUGGCUUGGGAGGGACCUUAAAGCCCUUAAAUCUCGUUCCACCCCUUGCCAUGGGCAGGGACACUUUCUGCUAUCCCAGGCUGCUCCAAGCCCUGUCCAGCCUGGCCUUGGGCACUUCCAGGGAUCCAGGGACAGCCACAGCUGCUCUGGGCAGCCUGUGCCAGUGUCUGCUCUGCCAGCUGGAAGUUGGGAUGGAUAACCCCAGAGCCGAGGGCUGGAGAGUUUGAUGCGGAGAGCGGCACUGUCCCCACCGGGACACCCCGUGCGCUGCGCAUGGAUGGACACGGCGACAGGGACAGGGGGCUGUGCCUGGAUCUGGGGACACGCAGCCCUCCUGCAGCUCCCCCAGGCUGCCGCCGGCGAGUCGCGGCUGCGUUUCCUCGGGAGAGGCGCUCCUGGAAUUGCUAAUGCUCCAGCCCGGAGGUGCGGCAUGCGGAGCGCUGCAGCCGCAGCAUCAGGGUGAAGCGACUCCUCAGCCCUUGUCAGAAGAUGCUUAAGUGACAGCCCAGUUAGACCCCACCAUGGAGAAGACAGAAGCAGAUGGCCAGCCGCCCAAACCCGACGGGGACCGGGAGCAGCCCCGCAGCCUCCCCUACUCGCUGGAGACACCCUACGGCUUCCACUUGGACCUGGACUUCCUCAAGUACGUGGACGACAUCGAGAAAGGCAACACCAUCAGGCGGGUGCACAUCCACCGCAGAGCCAAGCAGCCCAAAUUCAACACCCUGCCCAGAAACUUCAGCCUGCCCGAGAGCGGCUCCCGCGGCUGCUCCACCGCCGCUCCCAGCAAGAGCUGGACCUCCACCUGCUCCUUCCCUCAGCGAAAGGCGUCCCUGGGCGAGGAGCCGCCGCGGGCCCCGCUGCCGGCCGGGGCAGCUCCCGAGGAGCCGAGCUACCGGAGGAAGGCGCUGCUGGCGGAGGCGCGGCGGCAGGCGGAGCUGGGCUGGCCUCCGGCGGAGCUGGGCUGGCCUCCUCAGGCGGAGCUGGCCCGGCCGCAGGACGCGCUGAGGGCACGGCCGCAGCUGCUGCGAGCCUCCAGCAUGCCCGAGGCGCUGCCCCCCGGCCACAGCCCCCCGGCCGCACCCUCGCCCCUCCGGAGCCCUCCGCAGCCCUGCCACGGUCCCCAGAGCGCCUCCCGGCCCAGCUCGGAGGGCAGCGGCUCAGCCCCGCCGCGAGAGAUGGAGCGGGACGGCUCCGCGGGGCAGCCCGGCGGGGCUCUGCCCCUGCAGCCCCCCUGGCAGAGCCAGCAGCUGCAGGUGCUGGUGGAGAGCGGGGCCGAGGAGGGCGAUGCCGCCGAUGGCUCCGACCCGGCCAGGGCUGAGGCAGCGGCACCGGCUGCCCUCCGGCUGGCGGAGGAGAGCGUGAGCCCUGCGGAAAGGGGGCUCAGUGUGAGUGAGAUGGAUCUGAACGUGCUGAAGGAAAGUGAGGAGAGGAAUGUCCGAGCUGGAGGGGACAAGGAGAGCAGUGCUCCCCGUACCCCUGAGCAUGGAGAGCCCGGCGGGGUCACGGCGCUGAAGCAGCAGGUCGCUGAGCUGGAGGAGCAGCUGGCCAAGAAGAAAGAGGAGCUCGAGCAGGUCAGGGCAGUGCUGGAGCAGCAGGAUCGUGAGAUCCAGGAGAAGGAGAAGAGCAUUAAGCUGCUGGCCAGCUCCAAAGCUGAGCUGGAAGAGCAGCUGUGGCAGGAGAAGGCCAGGGAGGCUGAGCCGCGGAGGCGCAGGGGCAGCGGGGCCUUGCAGCGCCUGGACGCCGCCGUGAACACCGAGCUCUCGCAGGGGACAGGGCUCCGGCAGGCCCAGGACAAGGGCAUCAACGUCAAUAUCCCGCUCUCCACCAGAUCCAUCGGCUGCGGCACCCUCAGGGCAGAGAGAGCCCAGGCCGGGGAGGCGUGCAGGGAGCAGGGCCCGGCGGGUGCUCGGGCACAGGGACGGGCUGGUGAGGCCAGCGUGGAGGCCGGACCUCCUGCUCCCUGCCUCAGGCAGCUGCAGAUCCACGAGCACCCCGGAGACCACAACCAGAACCACCAGAACUCCCUCGGCAAGGCGGGCUUUGGAGAAGAUGAACCUCGGGAAGGGCUGCAGGAGGAAGGGGCUCCUGGCCAUGAGGAGCUCCCGGCCGUUGACCCCAUUGGCCAAUAUGUGAAAAAGAUCCAGGAGCUCCUGCAGGAGCAGUGGCUGUGCUUGGAGCACGGCUACCCCGAGCUGGCCAGCGCCAUCAAGCAGCCGGCCUCCAAGCUCAGCUCCAUCCAGAACCAAUUAGUUAAUUCCCUGAACUCCCUGCUCUCUGCCUACUCCUCACAAGGCCCUGUGGAUAAGGAGAAUUCCAACACGCACUAUCAACAGUUGGAAAACUCUCCAACCACAAGUCUUAAAUCCAUCAUGAAAAAGAAGGGUUAUGGUUUCCAUGCAGGAGGCAAUGGGACCAAAAAGAAUCUCCAGUUUGUUGGGGUAAAUGGUGGCUACGAGACAACGUCAAGUGAAGAGGACACCAGCUGUGAGGACAGCGACACCGAGACCGAGGACAGAGCCGGGGACGUGGAGCCCGAGCAGGAUGGAAGGGAAAGCAGAGGGCCUUCCUCAGGGGAGAAGCGUGAGGCGGAGGAUGAUGAUGAUGAUGAUGAUGAGCAGGAGGCAUCAGCAGGAGCAGCUCCCUGCUCUCAGCACCAGGCUCACAGAUGCAAACCCUCCGAAGAUUUCCUUGCUGCCUGCCAGCUCCUCAGUGAACACCUCCCAGAAAUCAGCAGCAGAAGCAACCAGCAUCUGCAGCCUGUGCUGGGCUCCAUCUCCCGGGAGUGGUUCCAGGUGUCCAGCCACAAGGCUUCCAGGCCCGAGGUGGUGGCAGCGUACCUGGAGGCGCUGGGGGACACCCAGCCCCAGCUCCUGGAGACCGUGGUGAACCUGCCUGACAGGAAUGGCAACACAGCUCUCCACUACAGCGUGUCCCACUCCAACUUCCAGGUCGCAAAGCUCCUGCUGGACACGGGGAAGUGCUGCCUGGACCUGCAGAACCGUGCUGGCUACACGGCCGUGAUGCUGACGCCGCUGGCGGCCCCCGAGACCCGCCAGGACAUGGAGGUGGUGAUGAGGCUGCUGCAGGAGGGGGAUGUCAACCUGAGAGCUGCCCAGGGCGGCCAGACCGCGCUGAUGCUGGGGGUGAGGCACGACAGGGACGCCAUGGUGCGGGCGCUGCUGGCCUGCCGGGCCGAUGUCAACCUGCAGGACGAGGAGGGCAGCACGGCGCUGAUGGUGGCCUGUCGCCAGGGCAACGCCGACAUGGUGCGGCUGCUGCUGGCGCAGCCCGGCUGCCUGGUGACCCUCACGGACAAGGGCGGGAACUCGGCGCUGUCACUGGCUCAUGGGGACAUCGCUGCGCUCCUGCGAGCCCACAUCGAGCUCAGCCCCUCCCUCCCGUUGUGAGCCGGAGCCAGCGCUCCUCCCUGAGCAUCCCUGCUGGGGCCACAGGGCAGCAACUGCCUGCACCACUGAAUCAUGCUCCCUGUGCCUAAUUCUCCUCCUUCGUCCCACUCACAGCCUGAUCUGUGCCACAAACAACUCCAGACCCUCUCCUCUCCUCUCCUCUCCUCUCCUCUCCUCUCCUCUCCUCUCC